AUGGAUCCUUUGAAAAAUAGAAAAGACAGACUUAAUAAAAAAAGAUUAAACAAUAAUGCUAUAAUACCAAAUGAAAGGCCUGAAUCUGAUUCAAAAAAGAGCAAAAAACUAGUCACUAGACCUUCCAAAAAAUAUAAAUUUGCACCAAUUAAUAAUACGGGAAUGAGACGCCCUACUGACGGAGUAUUAAAAACAAUUUCUGUGGCCAAAAUACGAAAUACCUCAAACAAAGCCACUAAUUCUUUAAACUCUAAAAAUGACCUUACCCUUCUAGAAUACCCCAAACCAGCAAUCAAAGCUGUUAAAUCCCAGUCUGACUCUGACAUAAAAUCUACCACGAUUUCAGCUGCGGAUAUAAAUAAAUCAAAGAAAAUAUCAGCACAUACGCAUUCUUUAACAGACCUAAGUCGUCCGGAUUUUGCACCAUCUCAAGAAGUGAUUUGGAAUUAUCAACCACCAGAGAAAGACAUUUCUUUGCAAGAACCUAUUCUCGAGUCUGAUGGGGAAAAUGAAUUGUUAGUUAAUAUUACUACUGAUGUAGAAGAAAGUAUAAAUGGCAAGGUACCGUCUACUCCAGGUGUUCCUCAAUAUUUGAGAGGUGCAUUAAAUUUCUCUACCAUUGAUUUUAAUAAAAACCAGUCAUCUCCUCCUCGAGUAAUACAACCUGAAAAAGAUAACAAGAUUAAUGAACUGAACUCAGCAACUGACAGAUCUGAAUUUUUGAAACAAUCUUAUAGAGAUAUUGAUGAUAUCUUGGGGGACAUAAAAGAUAAUUUUCCAAUUGAGACUUCUCCACCACCGAUCACUAGACUACAGUCUUCUCCAUCAAGAAAUAAAAUAAAUAUUCAAGAACAAGUUGUAAAAAAUAAAUUAUCGUUAAGCUCUGAUAAUUGCAUAGAUGACGAUGAUGAUUCGCUAAUUGAUAUACUUACCCAAAUGAAUACCGAUAAUUCUAAUGUAAAACAGACUACUAUGAAUUCUAAUAUACCCAAAGAAGAACCAAAUAUUCUAUCUAGUUCAAUUUCUUCCCAUAAAAGUGCCGUUCAACCAAAUAUAUCUGCAGAACCAGCUUAUAUUUCAAAAAAUGUCAUUGCUGAUUCUACAUUACAAGCUGAGUUUCAGUUAGAUAAUAACCAAUCUGCCAAGUCCCACAAUUUUGAAGAAAAUUCCGCACAAAUUCACAAGGCAACCCUUAAUUUAAUAUCAAAAGGUAAUUCUAUUAAAAAUACUGAAUUAGCAAAAAGUAAAAAUUGCAAUAGUAAUUUAUCAGUUGAAAAUAUUGACAUGUUAGAUUCCGAUGAUAGCUUAGAAGAUUCUCUUAUAGGGUUUUUAGAAGAACGACCUCGAACGCAAAGAUUACAAACUAUACCUACUCUUUUACAAUCUCAACCGAAUGAUAAUAAUCAUAUGAAUACAAUUUCAUCUACUAAUGAAUCCCCAGAUGUCAACUCGGAACUAUCCGAAUUUGCAAAAUGUGCUGUUGAAAGAAAAGGAGUAGUGCGACUUGUUAUUAAAUCUAUUAAAGAAUUGCAGUUACCUAAAAUAGGAUUGCAGAAGAUUCUCACUUGCAUUGAUAAAGAUAAUAAAACAGUUCCUGUAAUUGUACGUAGUCCAUGGGUAAUCUGUGAUUAUGCGGAGAAAGAUGUUAUUCAUAUUAUAGAAGGAAAAAAUAUAAUGAAUAAAAGGUUAUUAUCUGAUGAUAAAGAUCCAAAAACAGGUUUAAUUAACGAUAAUAUUUUAAUACUAAAUCCUGAUUUGCUUUUGUCAGCUACAACAAUCGGCACUGCCAUUGAUUGUCAAAGAAGAGCUGUAAUCCAAUCGCUAUUUAAAGAUUCCGGCGGUGAGCCAAGCCUGCCUAUGACUAUCGGUAAUAUUGUUCAUGAAUUAAUACAAGAAGGAAUUAAGCAUAAAAUACAGAAUAAUUCAAUAACUACGAAAUAUUUACAAAAUAACCUUACUUCAUUACUAGAAAAUAAUAAAUUUUCGAUUCUUAUAUGUAAUUCAAGCAUUGAUGAGGUCAGAAAAGAAAUUGAAACCAAUCAUCUUAAGAAUGUUUAUGAAUUUUUAGACAAAUGUAUUGAUACAAUAAAUAAAGGCGAGCCUAUUCCUGUAUCCGGAAGCUCUAAAACAGAGCGUAUGGCAAUUUCAAACAUUAUUGAUAUUGAAGAAAAUAUUUGGUCUCCCAUGUAUGGCAUUAAGGGAUUUUUGGAUGCAACAGUCGAAAUACGCAAUGCAGCAGGUAAGACAAUUGCUCCAUUUGAAAUUAAAACUGGUAAAUUAAGAAAUAUAUCGCAUGAAGCACAGGGGUUUGUAUAUACGAUGUUGUUGAAUGAUAGAUAUGAACUUCCUAUUGAAUUUUGUCUUUUAUAUUAUUCUCGUGAUUCUCACAUGACUAAAUAUCCAAAGAUACUAAACCAUUUAAAACAUCUUAUUCUAUCCCGUAAUAUAGUGAGUACCUAUUUAAAGUAUCAAUUGAAUGAACUAACCAAUAGUAGACAAUUUAGAAUGCAACUUCCACCUUUACCCCACAGUUCAAAGUGUGAAAAAUGUCCUAUUAAACAACAAUGCAUGGUACUUGAUAAAUUGCUUGGUGAUAAUGAAUUUACCAUGAACUCCUCUUUAAAAGAAGAUUAUUCAUUAAUAACAAAUCAUUUAUUGGAAAAUGAACACAAGUACAGAACCUUUUUUCAGUAUUAUAAUGAUUUAAUUACUAAGGAAGAAUCAAGUAUAAGCUCCCUAAAUAAAGAAAUGUUUUUACUGGAUUCCAAAACCCGUGAAUCUUUGAGCGGUAAAUGUUUGUCACAGCUGACAGUAACGGGAUGGACUAAAAAUUCAGACAGGCAGGAAUCAUAUUUAUAUACAUUUGCCCGAUCUAAUUCAGAUAAAGAGCAUAAUUUUCUCUCUUCACAUCUUGUAGAGAAUGAUAUGGUAAUUAUUAGUGAUGAAAAUGGUCACUUUUGUCUUUCCCAAGGCAUUGUUCAGAAUAUAACGAAUUCAAUGAUUACAAUAUUGGUAAGAAGAUCUCUUUUAAAUAAUAAGAGAGACCAAACCAAUGGUAGUAUUGGGUCAAAUAGUAUUCAAAGUGUUUUCUCGAUCCCUGUUACUCAAGAAGAAGCCUUACAGACCUUGAAUGCUGUAACAUAUAGAAUUGACAAGAAUGAAGUACAUCAAAGCUUAGCUAUAGCUCGUUUCAAUUUACUUAAUUUAUUUUUACCUCCUGUUGAUGCUAGUGAAUUUAUCGAAGAUCCCACUAGUAGGAAAGUUAGAUUAAUCAAACCAAGUGAAGGAGGUGAUCUGAAUAUGAGAAGAAUUCUAGUAGAUGAUAUAGAACCUAGAUUUACACCAAUGGAACAUAAGCCAUUAGUUAGAUAUGAUAAGUCUCUUUUAUCUCAUUUUAAUGAAGACCAACUUACAGCUAUUGAUAAAGUAAUGAGAACAGAGGACUAUUCUUUAAUUCUUGGGAUGCCAGGUACAGGUAAAACUACUGUUAUUGCUACGAUAAUUCAAAUUUUAGUUGCUGCUGGAAAAAGUGUAUUGCUGACAUCCUAUACUCAUUCUGCAGUAGAUAAUAUUAUAUUAAAAUUGAAAAACAUCAAAAAAUCGCAACUUGUUCGACUAGGUUCUCCUAAUAAGAUACAUCCAAAAGUCUUGAAAUUUAUACCAGCUUAUGAAAAUUCGGAGACUUUUAAUGAAAUAAUGAAUGAUAUAAAUGACAAAUCAAUAGUUGCCACCACAUCGCUAGGUAUAGGGCAUCUAUUAUUUUCGAUGAGAGAAAAAGAUUUUGAUUAUGUGAUCCUUGACGAAGCAAGUCAAAUAUCUAUGCCUGUUGCACUAGGUCCGUUACGUUAUGGGAAGAAAUUUAUUAUGGUUGGCGAUCAUUAUCAGUUACCUCCAUUAGUUAAAAACGAAGUUGCAAGAUUAGGUGGAUUAGCCAAAUCACCAUUUGAGAUUUUAUGUGAGAAACAUCCAAACGCCGUGAUUAAUUUGACAUUUCAAUAUAGAAUGAACAAAGACAUAAUGAAAUUAUCUAACUUCUUAAUAUACGAAAAUAAAUUGAAAUGUGGGUCUGAAAAAAUUGCGAAUCAAAAACUGGAUAUCCAUUUCAACUUAAAUGAAACUAGUAAAGAUUCACUUAAAAAGUAUCAAACCAAUAAGAAAGAAAAUAAUUGGAUCAGAGAGAUAUUAGAACCUGAAAGAAGGGUUGUAUUUUUAAACUACGAUAAUUGUUUAGAUAUUCAAGAGACCAGUCUAAAUGAUAGCAUCAGUAACGAUGGGGAAGUCGCAAUCAUAAAAAAUAUCAUUGACGGGAAAAUGAUUUAUGACAAUGGGAGUUACGAUAAAAACGAUGAUAUUGGUAUCAUGGCUCUUUAUAGAGGACAAUUAGGUAAGUUGAAGAAAAGAUUUGACGAUGAAAAAUACCAUGGACUGGAGAUAUUAACUGUAGACCAGUUUCAAGGGCGUGAUAAAGAUCUUGUUGUAAUUUCGAUGGUAAGAUCUAACGAGCGAUUGCAAGGUGGCCAAUUAUUAAAAGAACUGAGAAGAGUAAAUGUGGCGAUGAGCCGAGCCAAAUGUAAGUUAAUUAUAAUUGGUAGUAAGAGCACAAUAGGAUCUGUUGUUGAAAUUAAAAGCUUCAUUAAACUAUUAGAAAAUGAGGGUUGGAUAUAUGACUUACCAUCCAAUUGUUUGACCACUUAUAAUUUUGCCCAAAACUUUGAAACAGGAUUAGGAAAUAGCAUCACCGAUAGCAAUGGCGGUACAGUUAUGGGACGUGGUGUAAACGUUACUAAAAAAGGAUCGAAAAAUAUUACCAAUACUAGUAAUAACAGUAGCGUAAGAGAGCCUAGUGAUACUGCUAAUACCUCAACAACAAGCUCAAAAGACAGUGGCGUCAUUUUAUCCGCAUCAGGUAUGGACGACGAGAAUUUCACUCGAGGUGAGAAGGAAGACAAUACAUCUAAACAAAGAUAUCAUCCUACAAAGUUUAAAAAGAGCCAAACAGCUAUAAAGAAUAUCACCAGCGAAUCAAAAUUUGUCCAAGACAAGGCAAUUAUCAAGCAAGCGUUAACGGAGUUGAAAAAAACCGAAUUCAAAUGA
Molecule: messenger RNA, 5094 nt
Organism: Henningerozyma blattae CBS 6284
Lineage: Eukaryota; Fungi; Ascomycota; Saccharomycetes; Saccharomycetales; Saccharomycetaceae
Gene: DNA2
Product: bifunctional ATP-dependent DNA helicase/ssDNA endodeoxyribonuclease DNA2
Exons: 1
Coding region: 1-5094 (1697 amino acids)
Biological process (GO): replication fork reversal
Cellular component (GO): cytoplasm
Molecular function (GO): 5'-flap endonuclease activity; single-stranded DNA helicase activity
Source: RefSeq, a predicted model, not a curated record